AUGACUGCUGCUUGGAAAUCUGCAGGUUUGACUUAUUCUACAUAUCUGGCAUUAACCUCUCGUCUUUUAAGAAAAGCUUUGAAACCAGAAUUGCAGACUGCUGCCGUUAAAGCCCGUUCCAAUACCGAAGCCAUGUUCACUGAAUAUUCUGAAAAGGGUACCCCAAAGGCUGAUCCAACCCCUCUACAACCUCAUCACUAA
Molecule: messenger RNA, 201 nt
Organism: Arxiozyma heterogenica
Lineage: Eukaryota; Fungi; Ascomycota; Saccharomycetes; Saccharomycetales; Saccharomycetaceae
Gene: ATP15
Product: F1F0 ATP synthase subunit epsilon
Exons: 1
Coding region: 1-201 (66 amino acids)
Biological process (GO): proton motive force-driven ATP synthesis
Molecular function (GO): proton-transporting ATP synthase activity, rotational mechanism
Source: RefSeq, a predicted model, not a curated record